Molecule: messenger RNA, 6030 nt
Organism: Thamnophis sirtalis
Lineage: Eukaryota; Metazoa; Chordata; Lepidosauria; Squamata; Natricidae
Source: RefSeq, a predicted model, not a curated record
AUGCACACUUACACAGAAAGAAAUGAUCUGAUGGAAGACCUUGUAAUGCCACCUUGCAAGCUGUUUGUGGAGAUAAGUGUAUUCCUUUCUCAUGGCUAUGUAACGGAGAACAAGAUUGCCCUGAUGGUUCAGAUGAACUUUGUGGAAUUUCAAAUUGUAAAGCAAUGCAAUAAUCUCCAUAGACCUUUGCCCUUUUAUCUGAUAGGACAGAUCAAAGUAGAAUGUGGUGGUGAUCGAAAUGCCUGGCAAUGUGAAGACGGAUCGUGUAUUGCUGCUAAGUGGCGUUGUGACGGUACCAGCGAUUGUCUGGAUGGCUCCGAUGAAGAAAAUUGUGUAUGUGCAGAGAGAAAAAUUCCAUGCCAGAGCUACAAUCAAUGCAUUGAUCCUUGGGAUGUAUGUGAUGAUCAUGUAGACUGCAUAGAUGGCUCGGAUGAAACCAACUGCUCACCCAGUAGCUGCUUAGCUGGACAGUGGCAGUGUAAGAACAAAGUCUGUAUUAUGGAAGACUGGAAGUGCAAUGGCGUUGACAAUUGUGGGGAUCACUCGGACGAAGAGUUCUGUGCUCACUGCCCAGAAACAAUGUUCCAUUGUGAUCAAGGGAAAUGCAUUUUGGAAUCUCUAAUGUGCAACGGAGGGGCAGAUUGCUUGGAUGGCACUGAUGAACCCUGGUCUUGUGGCAAAAAAUGCUCUCUGAAUAAUGGUGGCUGCAUGGAGAAAUGUACAGAGACAUUUUGGGGUGUCAAUUGUUCAUGUGCUGCUGGCUGGGAACUUCUUGCUGAUGGUAAAAACUGUUCAGAUAUUGAUGAAUGUGAAAUAGCAUACAGUCCUUGUAAUCAAUUAUGCAAGAACACAUUAGGUUCCUUUACCUGUGACUGUGUUGACGGAUAUGAACUCUUCAAUGGAACCAUGUGCAAAGUUAUAGAUGCGACUACCAAAAUGCUACUAGCUGCCCCUCAAGGUCUUGCUCUCCUGGAUUUAAAGACACAUCACCAGGAGAUUCUAGUAUCUACAAAAACAAAGGCUGUCUCUGUUGCUUACGACCUCUUAAGGAAAAGCUAUUAUUGGGUUGAAGAUAAAAAACUUCAUGUUUAUGUGUCUGGAAAAAGUGAGAUGAUUCUUUAUCCAGAUGUCAGUGGUAUCAACAGCAUCUCUGUAGACUGGUUCACAGGGCAGUUAUACUGGGCCAGCAAUUUUCCUCGUGCUAUCUUUGCUGGUUUGAAUGAUGGUAGGGGCUAUGUAAAGAUCCUGGAGAAAAAUCUGGUGCCGGAGCAGCUGAUUACAUUUCCAGAGAAAAGAUACAUGUACUGGGUGAAUUGUGGUGAAAAGGACAGGACUGUAAUAGAAGCUGCAGGGAUGGAUGGAUCAGACAGACAUGUGCUUGUGGUAGUAUUUGCCGAAGAGCCCGUGGGAUUGACUCUUGAUUACAUCACUAGUAGACUCUAUUGGAUCAGUAUGUAUAAAAAGUCCAUUGAAACAGUAAAAGUAGAUGGUUCUGGAAGAUACACUUUCCCUGAUACAAUGCUGAAAAAUCAGGUUCCCCUAAGACUUGCUAUAUUUGAAAAUAUGUUCUUCUGGAGCACUGGAACACACUUGUUUUAUGCAUCUCGCACCUCACCCGGUGUUGGCACACUGCUGGACGCCUCCAUCUCUUCAUUCACAGUAUUGCAUGAGUUACAGCAAUCACUAAAGUUGAAAGUUGUGUAUUCUACUGACCAUGAAAUUUUCCAAGUGCACAUUGGACCAGAAGGUGCAAUUCAGCAGCAUCAACCCCUGAUACCUGAAUGGCCAGAAAUAAUCUAUUUUCAGGACAUGGAUUGGAAAAGAGGAUUCCUCUACUGGAUUGAUCACAAAGGAGAACUGAUGCGCUACAAUAUAGCAACAAAGACAAAAUUAAUAAUUCCUACAAACUCUCCAGUCUGUGCAGCAACUGUUGAUAUACCAUCAGGAGAUCUUUAUUGGUUAACUUGUGACAGAACCAAAAUUAAGACUACCACGUUUGUUGGCUUGGUGUCAAAGAUCCUCUAUCAUGCGGCGCUUAAGAAUAUUAUAUGGCAUCUCUACAUAGACUGGCAGAGGGCAUCUCUCCUCUGGCUUGAAAGUGGCAAACGCAUCCAGUUCCACCCUCUGAAAAGUGGGCUAAUCAAGGAAGUGUGGAAUGAAACCUGGACAGAAGAUACUCCAUUAGUUCUGGAUAUAAGUUCAUCCAAUUUUUUCUGGACUUCAAAAGACAUGGUGCUUAAUGUACUGAAUGUCAUCACCCACCGGAAAUAUAAUCUGAAGCAGGGUUGGUCCCAUGAAGUGGCAGCUGCUUAUAGGCCUUACCUGGUCACAUUCAAUGACACAUCAUUUACGAUCUGGAACAUGAAGUCAAUGGAGGCCUCCACUAUGCAAGUAGCUAAAGUAAAAAAGGCACUGUUCGUCUUUGACACAGAUUUGAAAAGUGCUGUAAUGCAAGUGGUUCCUGUCUCAAAUCCAACUGUUAAAUGGCCUCAUACUACGACUAGAGCAGUUCCACAGAUAAAAUUGAUGACAGUCGUGCCCAGGACUACAUCUACCACCUCAACAAUGGCACCUAUUGUUCUACAUACUGCAUUUACUACAAAGGCCAAAGUCGUGACACCUCUGGUUUGUGGAAGGGGAGAAUUGCUUUGCAAGAAUGGAAAAGAGUGUGUCACCCAUGAAUACAUUUGUGAUGGGGACCAUGAUUGUUCAGAUGGAUCUGAUGAAGAGGACUGUUCCCUGUUCUGUAGUAACCCAGGACUCUUCCAGUGCCAGAGUGGUCACAGAUGUAUAAAUGAGAAGUACCAGUGUGAUGGGGUGCAACAUUGCCCUGACGGCUCUGAUGAAUCUAGCUGCUGGAUGCCAACACCCCUCUGUGCUUUGCGUUGUGAUGACAACACUCGCUGUAUGCCAGAGAGUUGGUUAUGUGAUGGGAGCCCAGACUGCUUUGAUGAGGCAGAUGAAAAAAACUGUGCUCAGAUCAUAUGCAGUGACCUGCACUUCCAGUGUAAAAGCGGGCAGUGUAUUUCUUAUAUCUUGCACUGUGAUGGAAAUUAUAAUUGCAAGGACCAUUCCGAUGAAGAAGACUGCCCAGUCCCCAAACAACUGCACUGCUACAAUGAUGAAGUCAAAUGCCAUGAAAGUGGAGAAUGCAUCCAAAAGCAAUGGCUCUGUGAUGGGGAUCUGGAUUGCAAAGAUGGGUCAGAUGAGCAGCAAUGCGCUUGCAAUGAGGGGUUCAAGCUAAAUAGUGAUGGGCGCUCUUGCAAAGACAUCAAUGAAUGCAAAGAGUUGUCAGUUGAUAAAUGUAGCCAGACCUGUGUCAAUACAGAAGGCAGUUACUACUGCACAUGCCACCCUGGAUAUUUACUGGAGCCUGAUGACCACACAUGUAAAGUAGUUGGUUCUGAGCCAUCACUGCUAGUUGCAGUUCAGUUUGACUUACUUGUAUUCGGAUUAAGGACCAUGAAAGAGGAUGUUAUCUUGAGAGUUGAUCAUGAUGUCAUUAUCUUUUCCAUUGACUACGAUUUUGUAUCACAGACUGUCUUUUGGAUGAAUCUCAAUGCAGAAAGCAUCAAAUCUGACAGUAUAGCAGUGGACUGGUUAGGAAAAAAUCUUUACUGGACUGAUGGUACCUCAGGACAGAUCUUGGCUACAUGGUUAAAUAUCACUUGGAAGGGAAAUCCUGUCUAUACGAUGGUUCUUGAGAAUCUGGAGCAACCACGGUCAUUAGCUCUCCACCCACUGGAUGGAUUUAUGUACUGGUGUGAAAUAGGCUUUGAAUCCACAAUCAAGAAAGCAGGGAUGGAUGGAAGUAAUAAAGAAGUGCUAAUUGAUGAUGGAAUAGGUUGGCCCACAAGCAUAGCCAUUGACUCCUUGAGCUGGAGAAUUUUCUGGUCUGAUGACAAGUUUCACUCCAUUGGCUCAGCUUUUUUGGAUGGUAGUGAUAUGAAGAUUUUUCAGCUGGAUGAGAUACAUAGUCCCUUUUCAGUGGGUAUCUUUGAAGAUUACAUCUAUUGGUCUGACAUGCAAACAAGGAUAGUACAGAAGAUAGACAAAAGGACAGCCAAAAAUAGAACAGUUCUCCUAAAGAGUCAUGGACAACCAUAUGGACUAAAGGUGAUGCAUGAAGUUCUGCAGCCAGCAGCCCCUAAUCCAUGUGUAGAAGUUGGAUGUUCGUAUUUGUGCCUCUUAAGCCCCAGCAAAAGAGGAAGUUGCCAUUGCCCACUUGAAUUUGUGUUAUCAAGUGAUGGAAAGACUUGCAUUCCAUUAAAGGAGUCAGCAUUCAUGUUACUGGUUGCUCCUAGAGAUGUUACACAGGUCUACUUGAAAAAACUGCGUUCCACAGCUGGGCAGACAGCACUUCCUGAGCACAGCACUCUCCCCUUGAUUAAUGUCACUCACCUGAUGGCUGUAGACUACUCUGUACGCAGUGCUGCAUUGUACUUCUCAGACUCAAAUGAUGACUUUAUAAAAGUCCUGGCUAUUAAAGAUGCUGGAAGAGCUUCUUUGAAGAAGAUUCUGCCAGUUGAGGGCACUGUGAUAUCGCUUGCACUUGAUUGGCUAAGUGCCAACAUCUAUUGGAUUGACAAUAAAUAUACAUCUGUCCAAGUGGCAGCAUCAGAAGGCAAAUAUAGGGACGUGGUACUUAGUGAUGGUCUUUACAAACCAACCACUGUGGUGGUGCAUCCCCCAACUGCAUCCAUGUGCAUUGUGGAUUUAGGUGGUGAACAUGGCAUACCCAAUCCCACGAUACAAUGUGCUGCUAUGGAUGGGAGUAGGCAGAGAAUACUCUGGAAGAGAUCCCUGAUUCCUGUUGGUUUAACAAUAGUGGAUGGCGGCACCUGGCUAUAUUGGGCUGACCAAGCAAAAGGUUCUGUGGAAAGCAUUCGUCUAGAUGGCUCCGGGCACAGAUUCAUUCGGAGAGGAAUACAUGGCCUUACGCUCUUCACAGUAGGGGAUGGAAUGAUGUCCUGGACAACAGCAGCUCAAAAUCAUGCAAUGAAGGUGUGGCAUAGUCAGCUGGAAGCAGUAGAAAACUGGUGGUUUCAAACACAUCAGAAACUUGUGGAUAUAAAGAUCUACAGCAAACUAUAUCAACAAGGUAGAAAUGGCUGUUCGGAAAAGCAAGGGGGAUGCAGUCAGAUAUGUUUACCAAAUCCGCAAGGACGAAGCUGCCGAUGCACCACCGGGUACAUUUUAGAACGUGAUACUGUGUGCAUCAAAGGCAUAAGGUGCCCAGAGCCUUUGCAAGCCUGCUCAGAUGACAGCAAAUGCAUUAAAAAAGAACAAAUCUGUAAUGGAAAUCUUGAUUGUCUUGAUGGAUCUGAUGAGUUGAAUUGUCACUACAUUGUCAAUAAACCCCAGGCAAUAACUCCAUCUCGGACAACACUGCUGCAAACAAAACCAUUGCACAAAAAGAAAACUUUGGCACCCAUUAAAAUUGCCACAAAGAAACCUGUCACUAAAAAAGUGCAUGUGCAACCACAGACAAAAUACAAGAGAACUACUGUUACUGUCUAUAAAAGUACAACUUCUACCACUACACGGAUCCUUCCUUCAAGAAGAGGAGAAAAACCUACACAACCUGCAGCGGGGAAAUGGCAAAAGCCCUCUCUAGUGCAGGGGAUCAAACAAAGUGACUUAGGGUCGCAUGCUUGUAACAGCGAGACCUGUAACAUGAGAGGAGAUUGUAGUGUGGAAAACCAUAGAAUAAAGUGCAAUUGCAUGCUGGGAUAUAGUGGUGACUACUGCGAAAAAGAGGAACCAAAGUCUACGGCUGGUUCCAUUAUUUUGAGUAUCAUUACUGUCUUACUACUUGUUAUGGGAGCUGCAGGGAUCUUUAUCUACUAUAGGAGACAAAGAUCACGUCUAAGGAGAUCAAGUACGGGGUCCGAUAAAACAUUGGCCAUCUACCAGAAGGAUAACCAACCAGAAGGAGACAGCUAUGUUGAAGAUGAAACAUGCAUCAAUGCCGCUUAUGACCCAGGCCAGGAAAUGAAAACUACUAUGAAGACAAGCACAGAUUUGUAA